This is a messenger RNA of Strongylocentrotus purpuratus (purple sea urchin), 3264 nucleotides long. RefSeq names its product ankyrin-3-like. NCBI's taxonomy places the organism in Eukaryota, Metazoa, Echinodermata, Echinoidea, Camarodonta, Strongylocentrotidae. The record is from RefSeq and is a predicted model, not a curated record. The coding region runs from base 1 to 3264 and encodes 1087 amino acids. Gene Ontology annotation, molecular function: protein binding. The transcript is spliced from 4 exons.
AUGAAUAAACCACGUUUGAAUUUUCCCAAGCCCCCCCAUCAGUACAGUGUUGGUGAUUUGCAGAGUGCACUAAGCAGUGCUGCGCAGAAUGGACAACUUGACCUCAUCCAAGAACUGAUCGGUAGAGGAGCCGAGGUGAACAAAGUUGAUAAUGACGGUAGAACUGCAUUACAGCUAGCUGCACUGAAUGGUCAUCUUGAUGUCACUAAAUACUUGAUUAGCCGAGGAGCCGAGGUGAAUAGCGGCGGAAAUGAUAGUGUGACUCCGUUAUGUAUAGCUGCAGGGACUGGUCAUCUGGAUGUAACCACAUUUCUGAUCAGUCAAGGAGCCGAAGUUAAUAACGGCGGAAAUGAGAGUUUGACCCCAUUACAUCUAGCUGCAGAAAAUAAUCAUCUUGAUGUGAUCAAAUAUCUCAUCAGUCAAGGAGCUGGAGUGAAUAAAGAUGAUAUUAAUGGUUCGACCCCAUUACAUCUAGCUGCUUAUGGUGGUCAUCUGGAUGUAACCACAUUUCUGAUCAGUCAAGGAGCCGAGGUUAAUAACGGCGGAAAUGAGAGUUUGACCCCAUUACAUCUAGCUGCAGGAAAUGAUCAUCUUGAUGUGAUCAAAUAUCUCAUCAGUCAAGGAGCUGGAGUGAAUAAAGAUGAUAUUAAUGGUUCGACCCCAUUACAUCUAGCUGCUUAUGGUGGUAAUCUUGAUGUCACCACAUUUCUGAUCAGUCAAGGAGCCGAGGUUAAUAACAGCAAAAAUGGGGGUAUGACCCCAUUACAUGAAGCUGCACGGAAUGGUAUUCUUGAUGUCACCAACUUUCUGAUAAGUCAAGGAGCUGAAGUGAAUAAAGAUGAUAAUGAGGGUUUAACCCCAUUACAUCUAGCUGCUUAUUGUGGUUAUUUUGAUGUCACCAAAUCUCUCAUCAGUCAAGGAGCUGAGGUGAAUAACGUUGGUAAAGAUGGUUUUACCCCAUUACGACUAGCUGCAUGUAAUGGUCAUCUUGAUGUCACCAAAUGGCUGAUAAAUCGAGGAGCUGAAGUGAAUACAGGUGAUAGUGUGGGUUGGACUGCAUUACAUUUAGCCGCUUUUAAUGGUCAUCCUGAUGUGACCAAAGAACUAAUCAAUCAAUGUGCUGACUUUAACCACACCAAUUAUGAUGGUUGGACUGCAUUACAUGCAGCUGCUAAUGAAGGACAUCUUGAUGUUGUCACAGAAUUAAUCAGUCAAGGAGCUGAUGUUGAUAAGGCUAGUGACAACGGAUGGUCAGCAUUAUAUCUUGCUGCAGCUGCUGGUCGUGUUCGUGUUUCAAGUGCUUUGCUUAGUCAGCAAGCUGAGCUGGCCACAUCAAAUAUAAUUCAUUGGACGGAGUUUCAUUCCGCUGCAGAGAGAGGCGACCUUGAUGCCAUGAAAGAUCAUGUCAGUCAAGGAGCCAAGCUGAAUAAAGCUGGUUCUUUUGGUUGGACAGCCUUACACAUUGCAGCAAGUAAUGGCCAUCUUAAUAUGACAAAAUAUUUGCUGAGUCAAGGAGCAGAUGUGAAUUCUAGCAAUGACUUUGGUAGGUGUGCCUUGCAUAGUGCCGCAGAGAAAGGGAACUUGGAUGUCGUGGAAUAUCUGAUCAGUGAAGGGGCCGAUAUGAAUAAGGGAAAUGACUGUGGAUUGACUGCCCUACAUUUUGCAUCAUCGUCUGGCCAUUUAGAUAUCGUCAAAUCCCUCAUCGGCAGAGGGGUUGAGGCAGAUAUUCGCAAUGCAUAUGGAACCACUGCUCUUCAUUAUGCUUUAUUUAAUCGUCGGAUCGACAUUACGAAGUAUCUGCUUAGCCAAGGCUCUGAACUGAUUAAGAGAAGCGUUCGGAACUCCGUCAUCUUACAAUUUGAUGGACAGUAUGGUCAUUAUGAUGUUGUGCGAUGUGUGCAGAGUCGUGUAGGUCACGCAGUUAGCAGAUUCAGGGAUUCUUUCACUGUCUUUAGAGGUACUCCAGAAAGUGAUCUUGGUAGAACCAAAUAUCAAGAUGGCGAUGAGGAUAAGACAGUUAAAGGGGGAAUGGUUAUUGUGAAAAUGACACGUAUAUCGUCUGAUCUUAACAGUCAUGAAGAUCUUCUUGUAAGUGAAGGAGGCAGAACAGCUGGUAGCACAUCAUUACAAUAUGCUAUAAAAGGUGGCAAUCUUGCAGUUGUUCGGUAUCUGAUUACUCAAGGAGCUGAAGUGAACGAAAGCAACAAUGCUGGCUGGACUGCUCUUCAUGUUGCUGCGCAAGUGGGUCGUCUUUUUAUUGUAGAUUAUCUACUUGAACAGGGAGCUGAAGUAAACAAAGGAGACUUCGAUGAUAUCUCGCCUUUGCAUGUUGCUGCAUUUGUUGGCCAUUGUGAUGUUACCGAGCAUUUGGUUAGGCGAGGAGCAGAGGUCAACGGCGCCACCAAUGAGAAAGGUUCAACAGCCCUACAUGUCGGAGUGCAGAACGGGCAUCUUGAUAUCACAACAUUUUUGCUCAACCACGGAGCCGAAAUUGAUGCGACAGACAAUGAUGGUUGGACUCCCUUGCAUAUUGCUGCUCAGAACGGUCACAUCGAUAUCAUGAGGUGUCUACUUCAGCAACUUGCAGAUGUUAACAAGGUUACCAAGAAGGGAUCAUCUGCAUUGCAUUUGUCUGCUGCAAAUGGACAUACCGAUGUCACAAGAUAUCUAUUAGAGCACGGAGCUGGAGUAAAUCUGAGUAAACCUGAUCAGACUGCGUUGCAACUCGCCGCAGAACAAGACCAAGUUCAUGGAGCAAGUUCAGAUGCGUGGUGUGCUGAAGGGCAGAAACACCCUUUCCCCCCAAAUGGCCAUGCAGACACUGAGGCUUUAACAGAAGAUGAGAAGAAGGUUGUUGGACAACAUGCUGAGAAAGGCUGCACAGCAGUUCAUUUAGCCACGCGGAAUGGCAACACCUCCAUCAUCGAGACAUUAGUUUCCCAUGGCGCUGAUCUCAACAUCCAGUCCAUCGACGGAGAGACCUGUCUUCACGAAGCCAUCAGACUUUGUGGUAGGAAGGACAUCAACGUUGAAGCAACACCAGUACUCCAAAAGAUCUCAGCAGAGUUCUAUCAGAAUGAAUUGUCUCCCAAGAAGGCCCUGGUCUUCUAUCUCUUGGACCAUGGAGCAAAGCCGGACAUCAAGGAUAACCAAGGCAACCUACCAGUCCACUAUGCCAAGGAUGAAAUCACUCGCCAGAUGAUAUUCUCAAGGUAUCCUGCCAUGGACAUCAUCAGAGCUGAUCGAGGUAACACUCUGUGUUAA